Geodia barretti is the source of this 1050-nucleotide messenger RNA. The record is from the annotation of a GenBank genome assembly. NCBI's taxonomy places the organism in Eukaryota, Metazoa, Porifera, Demospongiae, Tetractinellida, Geodiidae.
AUGAGCAACAGCAAGAAGAAAUCUAGGGUUGUACCGACUGUGCGUCCAUGUGCUCUUGAAGAUUUUGUUAGUACUGACGGUGGAGAAGAACGGCAUUUCGAUUUCAUCACAGCUCUAAGGCUAGCCAAAAAGAACAUCAAUGUUGCAAUAACGGGAGUGACCGGGGCAGGGAAGUCCACGCUAAUCAACACACUCUGCGGUGUAGUUCCGGGAGACCAGCGUCCCGCGACACAAGGCGACAAUCUUUUACUCGAGACGCAAGAAGUUGCGAGUUACGUAGCGCAAAAGGCCUCGCUAUUAGACGAAGUUUAUACCGUCACAGUAUGGGAUAGCCCCGGAGUAAAAGACGGGACAGGGAAAGGGCCGUCAUACAUGCAACAGCUACAGAAAGAGUCUGAGGAUAGCAUCGACAUUCUGCUCUACUGCAUCGACGUUUCGCAGGCACGAUGUGUGCCAAAAGAUAUAGUCUCAGCAUUAGAGGUAGUGACCAAAAUAUUUGGUCCUAGUGUCUGGCGUCAUGCAGUCAUCAUCCUAACAUUUGCCAACGUACUGGAAGAAAACAUAAUUAGUGAAGAUGUUGAGGAUGGAGAUGAUACCAAUCACACCUUUGCCUCACGCAUCAAUCACUGGGAGGAGAACAUUCGACAUGCUCUCAUGAGAGCCGGUGUACCUGACAAGAUUGCCAGGGAGGUUCCAGUCGAACCAGCUGGGUACUAUGGCAGUGGUCUCAGUCUACCGGGCAGGGAUCACUGGCUUGGAAACCUGUGGUUCCAGUUUCUUUUGUCUGCGCAUGACAAGUCAAGGCUGGCGAUACUGAUCAACAGCCAACACCGCAUCAGAGAUGCAGAGAAUGUCACUCACGAGGAGCUCGAAAAACAACAGAAAGAAAGAGGUGAGAUUCCAAUUGUGGUGGGUCGCCAGUUGAUCAGCAAACUCAAGGCAGGAGAUAGUGUGGCUGCAGACACCAUAGCCAGUAAGGGGGAUAAGUUUGGAUCUGUUAAAAAACGUUUUGUUGACUUUGCCAUGAAAAAGAUUCUUCAGAAGAGCUGA